Molecule: messenger RNA, 1173 nt
Organism: Aspergillus oryzae RIB40
Lineage: Eukaryota; Fungi; Ascomycota; Eurotiomycetes; Eurotiales; Aspergillaceae
Product: putative topoisomerase family protein TRF4
Exons: 4
Coding region: 1-1173 (390 amino acids)
Biological process (GO): RNA 3'-end processing
Cellular component (GO): TRAMP complex; nucleolus
Molecular function (GO): poly(A) RNA polymerase activity; mRNA binding
Source: RefSeq, a predicted model, not a curated record
AUGCCACCACCAUUUCAGUUCCGUGGCAAUGACAGGCGGUCACAGAAUCACCACCCCAAGCCUGAGUUCACCUUUCGCUAUUCGCGACCCCCAACAUCCGAGCGUCCGCUCCUCAGAUCGAGAAGAGAAACUACGCCAGAUCUGUUGGUCGCCCCGGAAAAUGGUGAUGAUAAACCAGCGCUGAAACUGCACAACGAAAUUUUGUCCUUUUAUUAUUGGGUGAAACCAGUGGAGUACGAACAGAUCGUCCGAGCGGACUUGAUUGAGCGACUCCAGACUGCAUUUCAAAGCAGAUAUUAUGGUGUGCAGCUUCGUGCAUUUGGUUCGUUCGCCUCAGGGCUGUACCUUCCAACUGCCGAUAUAGAUCUAGUUCUACUCUCAUCCAACUUCAUGCGUCAUGGUAUCAAAACUUUCGGUGAACGAAAGGGCCAGAUUUACGCCUUCUCUGCAUUCCUCAGGAAUUUAGAUAUUGCCGUACCCGGUUCAAUAGAGACGAUCGCGCAUGCUCGGGUUCCCAUCCUGAAGUUUGUGGAUAAAAUGACUGGCUUGAGAGUGGACCUGUCGUUCGACAAUGAUAGCGGACUAGUCGCCAACAACACUUUCCAGCAAUGGAAGUCUGAAUAUCCUGCCAUGCCCGUUAUUGUUUCGGUGAUUAAACAGUUUUUGUUGCUUCGAGGGCUGAACGAGGUCCCUUGUGGCGGCUUGGGAGGAUUCUCUAUCACCUGUCUGGUGACAAGCCUUCUACAGCACCUUCCACACGGUUCUAUGUCGCAAAAUUUAGGCAGUAUUCUCAUGGAUUUCUUUGAAUUUUAUGGUCAUGAAUUUGACUACGAAACCGUUGGUAUACGGAUGGAGCCACCAGGCUAUUUCAACAAGGAUGCCCGCCUCUCGAUCGAAGAUCCAAAUAACGCCGACAACGAUGUAUCCGGAGGAACUCGCGAAAUUGCUUUGAUUUUCAAAUCAUUCAGGGAUGCAUAUCGCCUUUUGAAAGAGCGCAUGGUCUAUACGGCCAUGGCAGGAGACCAAAACAACAGCAUUUUGGAAUCCAUCAUCGCAGCAAACUAUGAUGAAUACACCGAGCAAAGGUGGCAGCUACGCCAAAUCUUCCAGACACAUCCCAGAUUCGCUCGUCAUGACGACGAAAAGUCCCUCCAAACCUCGUUUCUUGCGUAA